This is a messenger RNA of Haemorhous mexicanus (house finch), 1549 nucleotides long. RefSeq names its product solute carrier family 48 member 1 (gene SLC48A1). Lineage: Eukaryota; Metazoa; Chordata; Aves; Passeriformes; Fringillidae. The transcript is spliced from 3 exons. Gene Ontology annotation, cellular component: plasma membrane; lysosomal membrane. Gene Ontology annotation, biological process: heme transport. The record is from RefSeq and is a predicted model, not a curated record. Bases 16 to 792 code for a protein of 258 amino acids. Gene Ontology annotation, molecular function: heme binding; heme transmembrane transporter activity.
CCCGUGUCUGUGGGCAUGUCCCGGUCUUGGUCCCGGUGUCUGUGGGCGUGUCCCGGUGCCUGUGGGCGUGUCCAUGUGCGGGUGGACGGUGCCGUGUCCCGCUACCGUGUCCCGGGGAGUGUCCCUGUCCCGAGGCGUGUCCUGUUCCCGUGUCCCGGUGCCGCGUCCCAGAGACUGUCCCUUUCCCGGGGCGUGUCCCGAUCCCGUUCCCGUGUCCCGUCCCCGUUCCCGUGUCCCGGGGCGUGUCCCGUCGCCGUUGCCGUUGCCGGGGCGUGUCGCGGUGCCGUGGGCGGGCCGCGCCGAGGCCGCCAUGGCGCUGAGCGGGGCCCUGGCGCUCCGUCUCGCCUACGCGUCCUUCGGUGCCCUGAGCGGCCUCUCGGCCUUCUGCGCCUGGAGCGUGGUGCCCGCGCUGCGCCAGCCCGGCACGGCUGCGGCCGGCGGGCUCUCGGGUACGGCACCGGGGGCACCGGGCCGGGAGGGCUCUCGGGUGUGCUGGCGCUCUGGGCCCUAAUCACGCAUGUGAUGUACCUGCAGGAUUACUGGAGGACCUGGUUAAAAGGGCUGAGGUUCUUCCUGUCCGUCGGGAUCCUCUUCUCUGCCCUCUCCGGGCUGGGCUUCUGCGCCUUCCUGGCCCUGGCCAUCACCCAGCACCAGUCCCUGACCGACCCCCGGAGCUAUUACCUGUCCUGCGUCUGGAGCUUCAUGGCGCUCAAGUGGGCGCUGCUGCUGAGCCUCUACUCGCGCCGCUACCGCGCCGAGUUCGCCGACAUCAGCAUCCUCAGCGACUUCUGAGCCGCGGGCUGCGCUGAGGGGCUGCACACGGGGCACCAGCCCCGCACGGAGGGGCUCGUCCUGCUGCCUCUGCCUCACUCAUCGCUGCUCCUUCUGGGAGGGACUCCCCGAGCCCCCCGUGCUGCCAGAGGGGUGGCAGUCCCCACCUCUGUCACUGCCCUGCUCCCGUGUCCCCUCUCUGCUCCCUGGGAAGGGCCCGGCUGAGCUCCCAGCCAGGUUCUGGCUCUCCGGGGCUUUGGGGGCAGCAGAGGAGCACAGCUCAUCCCAAAGCUCUUCCCAAAGCUCCCAGGGCAGGGAAUGCUGCUCCUGCCUUUCAGAAGGAGUGGGGUCCCAUCUUUGCCCAUAAAUGCUGUAUUUACUGCUUGAAGCUGCAGCAGCAGGUGUAGGGAGAGGGGGGCAGGGCCAAGGCCCGGCCUGCCUGAGCCUCAGGGAGAGGAUCUUGGGGAAAAAACAGGGAAAAAUGGUUUUGUGGAAGCAGGAGGAGAGGAGAGGGGACACAGGCUGCUCAGGUGGCCCCAUGGAUCGAGGAGCAGCUUUGGGCUGAGGCUGAGACGUGCUGGAGUCCCUAAACCCAGCCCCUGGGCCUUGUUCUAGCCCUGGAGUUCCCACCUCACAUCCCAGCUUUUUAAAGGAUGCUGUGUGUAAAUAAUCCCUCUAUUUUUACAUGGAUUCCUCCUGGUUUGCACCUCGGGGUGCCGGGGUCGGUGCCACCCUUGCUGUCACCCUGUGCCACCACAAAUACAGCCCUCCCUCGCCA